Molecule: messenger RNA, 1677 nt
Organism: Penicillium digitatum Pd1
Lineage: Eukaryota; Fungi; Ascomycota; Eurotiomycetes; Eurotiales; Aspergillaceae
Source: RefSeq, a predicted model, not a curated record
AUGAGAGAGACUUUUAGCAAAGAGGACGUGGCCUCGCACAGCAAAGGUGACAGUCCCUGGAUCAUCAUCGAUGAAGAUGUCUACGAUGUUUCCAAGUUCCAAGAUGAGCACCCUGGUGGGAAAAAGAGUACGUUGGUCCGAAAGUAUCCGCUACGUCCGAAUAUUGACAGUACCUAUGUAGUUCUCCAGCGAGUUGCUGGAAAGGAUGCUUCAAAACAAUUCUGGAAGUACCACAAUGACGGUGUUUUGAAGAGGUACAAGGCUCAGCUGCAGAUCGGUUCGUUGGAUACGAAGAAGGCGGCACCUGCGCCAGCCCCGGAAACGGCUGACCCAGAGCCAAAGCCUGCUGUCUCUUCUUCCUUGACGCCGCGUGCCACUGGCGAGCCCCAGGAUCCUUAUGGAGAGUUGAUCCCCUUCGCCGAUCCCUCGUGGUACCAGGGUUAUGCUUCCCCCUACUUUAAUCAAUCCCACGCCGCACUGCGAGACGAGGUCCGCCAGUGGGUCGAGUCCGAGAUCGCGCCAUAUGUGACCGAAUGGGAUGAGGCCAAGGAAGUGCCCGCUAAGAUUUACAAGCAGAUGGGGGAGCGAGGCUACCUCGCCGGACUUCUGGGAUUUCACUUCCCCAAGCAGCACACUCCUUACCGCGUGAAGUCUGUGUCAGCAGAUCGAUGGGAUUUGUUCCAUGAAAUGCUGCUGACUGACGAGCUGUCGCGUGCCGGCAGUGGUGGUCUGGUAUGGAACCUGAUUGGUGGUUACGGAAUUGGCUGCCCGCCACUGGUCAAGUUUGGCAAGAAGCCGCUGGUUGACCGAAUCUUACCGGGUAUCUUGGCCGGCGACAAGCGCAUCUGUCUCGCCAUCACCGAGCCCGAUGCGGGAAGUGACGUCGCAAACUUGGGUUGCGAGGCCAAGCUCACCGAGGACGGCAAGCACUAUAUCGUCAAUGGCGAGAAGAAGUGGAUUACCAAUGGUAUUUAUUCUGAUUACUUCACUACCGCCGUGCGCACCGGCAAGGACAGCAUGAACGGCCUCAGUGUGCUGCUCAUCGAGCGCGAAGCUGGCGGCGUCAGCACCCGUCGCAUGGACUGCCAGGGUGUAUGGGCCAGUGGCACGACUUACAUCACCUUCGAGGACGUCAAGGUGCCUGUGGAGAACUUGAUUGGCAAGGAGAACCAGGGCUUCAAGGUUAUCAUGACCAACUUCAACCACGAACGCAUUGGUAUCGUGAUUCAGUGUGUGCGCUUCUCGCGUGUCUGCUAUGAGGAGUCUGUGAAAUACGCCCACAAGCGUAAGACGUUCGGCAAACGUCUCAUUGAUCACCCAGUUAUUCGCAUGAAACUGGCUCACAUGGCCCGCCAGAUCGAGGCCACUUACAACUGGCUCGAGAACAUUAUCUUCCAGUGUCAGUCCAUGGAGGAGACCGAGGCUAUGAUCAAGCUUGGUGGUGCCAUUGCUGGAUUGAAGGCCCAGUCUACGCAAUGCUUUGAAUUCUGCGCUCGCGAGGCUAGUCAGAUCUUUGGUGGUUUGAGCUACAGCCGCGGCGGUCAGGGUGGUAAGAUCGAGAGACUGUACCGUGAUGUGCGUGCCUAUGCUAUUCCGGGCGGCAGUGAGGAGAUUAUGCUUGAUCUGAGUAUGCGCCAGAGUCUGCGUGUCCAUGCCAUGUUUGGCAUGAAGCUAUAA